AUGGAGCUCAUUAACCUCCAUUUGACGCCACUGAACUGGCUACUUUCACGAUGCAGAAGGGACAAGAAGGGGAAGGAGGAGGAGGAGGAGGAGGAGGAGGAGGAGGAGGAGGAGGAGGAGGAGGAGGAGGAGGAGGAGGAGGAGGAUGAUGGACGAUUCUAA
This is a messenger RNA of Echinococcus granulosus, 162 nucleotides long. RefSeq lists its product as hypothetical. The record is from RefSeq and is a predicted model, not a curated record. NCBI's taxonomy places the organism in Eukaryota, Metazoa, Platyhelminthes, Cestoda, Cyclophyllidea, Taeniidae. The transcript has a single exon. The coding region runs from base 1 to 162 and encodes 53 amino acids.